This is a messenger RNA of Lytechinus pictus (painted urchin), 1867 nucleotides long. RefSeq names its product C-signal-like. The transcript has 5 exons. Gene Ontology annotation, cellular component: cytoplasm. Bases 344 to 967 code for a protein of 207 amino acids. Gene Ontology annotation, molecular function: oxidoreductase activity. NCBI's taxonomy places the organism in Eukaryota, Metazoa, Echinodermata, Echinoidea, Temnopleuroida, Toxopneustidae. The record is from RefSeq and is a predicted model, not a curated record.
GCACUGAUUGACUUGAAAUCUAAAAGGUGGAAGUUGAUUGCACAUUGCAUCAGAAUCUUUUUGGUGGGCAGUUUUUGGAAGAUGAGGACAAUUCUUGUUACAGGAGCUAACAGAGGCAUAGGGUUGGCGUUCGUACGGCUGCUGGCCCGGUACGAGCCUACCCCCGCGUUCGUCUUCGCUACGUGCAGGUCGCCUGACACAGCAAAGGAACUGCAAGAUCUUGCUGCAACUCACACACAUGUCAGAAUUUUAAAAAUAGGUAACUAUUGCCCUUUUCACAGUAUACAGGAUGGAUGAAUAGGUUUAGUGGAAUUUUUUUAUUUAAUCCAGCUCAAAAGACAAAAUGUCUUUACCACUUCAUCGAUUUUCACGAAACCCGUUAUCCAUCUUAUAUACAGAUGUGCAAAAUGAAUCAACUUAUGGUCCUGCAGUUGAGGCAGUAUCUAGUCUAGUAGGAGAGAAUGGACUCAAUGUUCUUAUCAACAAUGCUGGUGUGUAUUCCAGGGACGGCUAUGAGACAGUCACUAGGGAAUAUCUCACCAGUAUAUUCGAGAUCAACAUCAUCGGUCCUAUACGUAUCACACAGGCUUUCCUACCACUUCUGAAGAGAGGAGCACGGAAUAGCAAAAUAGAACGAUUCAGCAUAGAGAGAGCAGCGGUUAUCAACAUGGCCUCUAAGAUGGGUAGCAUAAGUUUAAACACUAGCGGUGGAGCUGCAGGUUCCAGAGAAAGUAAGGCCGCCCUCAACAUGUUCACACGAGGUCUGAGUAUAGAACUGAAGACAGACAAGAUCCUUGUGGUAUCACAGUGCCCAGGCUGGGUAUCAACUCUCGCAGGCGGACCGGAUGCUCCCAAAACACCGGAGAUUUCUGUAUCUGAGAUGCUUCAAAUAUUUGCACUAUAUUCCGAAGAACAUACAGGCUGCUAUUUAGACAAUCAAAUCCCUCUCACAUUCAGCCAGUAUUAGCAUGAUUAAAGUCUUCUUCAUGGAUAUUCAAACAUAGCAGUUAACUAACUUGAACAAUUGAACAACUAUCGUUAAGAUGAGAGGAGAAAAAUUCCUUCGUAAUCUAGAUUCAAGACGAAAAAUAAAUAAAUCGAAGCAAAUUUAAUUUCAAUUACCAUGAUUACGUCGUUUACGUGUAUUAUCCAAGUCCCUUGGAAGCGCAUAGAGACGUUAUAAUGUUUUAUACGCUAUUCAAGAACUGUCUAUUUUUAUUAUUAUCUAGUCGAUGUUUCAUCAUUAAAGUUAAUAAACAUAUUUCUUUUUCUCUGACAUUUCCUCCAUACCACAGAAAUGUGACCGAAACAAUCAAAAUCAUGUAUAUUAUUUCAUUAGCUAAAUCUAGACCACUUUCACGACCUAUUUCAAAAAUACAUUUUAAAAUUUAUACUUCUCAGAAUUAAUUCACUGUAUACUAUAUUAUACCGUAAAUAUAAUCAUAUAAUCCCAAUAGGUACUCCGGGCUUUAAAAAAAGAUUUACAGAGCAAUAUGCUUUAAGUUUCAUCAAAAUCUGAAGUAACGAACGGAAAAGUUAUUGAAAUAUUAAUGUUUGGCAAUAUUUUCUGAAAAACUGCUAUGCACUCGUGCAUGAGUAUGCCUAUAUGCAGUAGGCAGAUGGGCUUAUGAUGUGAUGUCCCACUUUUCAGUCCUUGUAUUAAGUUAGUAGGCCCUACAUUGAUUUAUAAUUAUUUUGUAUUUUCAUACAUAUCAUAUCUCCCUUAAAUAAGUUGCAUCAAUGAUUAUCUUAUACCGAAUAAGUGGGGAUAUGACAGUAUGACAUCAUCAGCUUGCACAUUGCAUAAUCAUGAUUACGCGCAUAUAACUGUUUCAUCGAAAUAAAGCAAAAUUUAAAAUCUUGUUAA